Messenger RNA from Huiozyma naganishii CBS 8797, 750 nucleotides. RefSeq names its product syntaxin (gene SYN8). NCBI's taxonomy places the organism in Eukaryota, Fungi, Ascomycota, Saccharomycetes, Saccharomycetales, Saccharomycetaceae. The transcript has a single exon. The record is from RefSeq and is a predicted model, not a curated record. The coding region runs from base 1 to 750 and encodes 249 amino acids.
AUGACGGCGAGGAUGCAAGGUUGGGAGGUCGAGUACGAGCUGGAGCGGCUGGCGGAUUUUGGCGAGGAGCGGAGCCGGCUCGACGGCGCUGUGCGUCGGACCGUCGGCGCGAGACGAACAGAGGCUGAGGGAGCAGGUGGCUGUCGUGAAGGGGGUGCGUCGGUGGCUCUAGUCGGUGGUGCUAGUGCCACUGCAAUUGGCCGGUUCAAUGAACUCGUUGCAGGGAUUUCAGAUGUACAGCCGCUGAAGGUGCCAGCACAGACUGCACACCAAGAACAGGGCAAGAGGGUAAGGUUUGACGAGAGUGUAUCGUACAGGGAUGAUCCGGGGACACCGGAGACGGCGCGGGAGGCGGUGGAGGCUGAGAGUCGGACGGAGACGGUGCCAGCGACAGCGACAGCGGCACCGUCUCCGCCCCACUUCGCACCGUACCACGACUUCCGCCCCCCUCCGAACGCGGAACUGUUCGCACAACAGCAGCAAGAACUCGCUACACAGGACAGAGCACUGGGACACCUCGCGACACGCGUCACAAACGCACACUCGAUCUCCGCAGAGAUCAACGACGAAGUGACAGACCAGAACAGGUACGUCCUCGACGACCUCGAGGGGCUCGUACAGAACACGGGGAGGAAUCUGUCGCGAGCGAAGCGCAGACUCGCCGCUGUGGAACACGCCACGAGGGAGAACGCUCCAUGUGCGGUCAUCCUAGUGCUUCUUCUGAUCCUCAUCCUUCUCUUGCUCCUAUGA